CGAUUUGCCACGCCCACCACGAGACACCGUCAACCAAAACACAAAGCAAAUCUCUCUAAUUUCUACAUUUUUCGUCGAAAUUUCGUAAAAUAUGACUUUACCAUGACCAUAUAAACUUUUCAAAUCAAAUUUGAAGAUAUUUUCGCACAAAUGUCGUCGCAAGACCCAACUUUUAUCGUUUCUUUACUGUCCGGUGGUGCUGCCGGGACGGCGGUGGACAUUGCCCUUUUUCCACUGGACACCCUCAAGACGCGACUUCAGAGUCAGGCCGGCUUUUGGAAAUCCGGCGGCUUCCGAGGAAUUUAUUCUGGCGUCGGACCGGCAGCUCUGGGCUCCGCUCCCAAUGCUGCAGUGUUUUUCUGCACGUAUGACACAAUUAAAAGGCUUGGCCUUCCUUUAGUUUCGCCUCAGUACGCAUUUCUAGUCCACAUGAGUGCUGCCAGUAUCGGAGAACUAGCUGCCUGCAUUGCUCGAGUUCCUGUGGAGGUUGUAAAGCAGAGACGCCAAACCACAGCCCGACACCUUUCAGCCCUGACGGUCGCAAAGCAAGCCGUCCGCAAGGAAGGUUUCCGAGGCUUGUACCGCGGCUUCGGAAGCACCAUCUCGAGGGAAGUUCCCUUUUCCAUUAUUCAGUUUUCGCUCUGGGAAGCGAUGAAGAGCAAACUUGCCAGAAUGAAGGGUGUUGACCAGGUCGAUCCUGCCCUCACCUCUCUGUGUGGAGCUGUUGCUGGAGGCAUAUCAGCAGGUUUGACGACGCCAUUGGAUGUGGCUAAAACUAGGAUAAUGUUGGCAGACUCACAACCCACAGGCUCCAUUUUUGGCGUGCUCAAACAAGUUCAUUCAGAAAAAGGGAUUCAGGGAUUAUUUGCUGGUUUGGUUCCUCGAGUGAUGUGGAUCUCGAUAGGUGGUGCAGUCUUCUUUGGCGUCUACGAAUUUACCAAAGUCAGCAUAUCGAAUCUAUCUUAAGGAGCUGCUCCACUUGUGAUAGAAAAACUAGUUAAACUUACUGGACUUCAACCGGUAGCAAAGGGUCCUCAACAACACUGCUCAUAUCGUCUGGGAGCAGAUGGGUGCACCCAUCGACGGACACUGGCUUUUUGGGGAAGGUGAUCAGUUGGGCGGCGAUGGCAGCCUGAGUGCCAAACGAAAUCCAACUCAUGACGAGGAGGCCAGCGACUCCACCAACAAAAGUUCCCUGAAAUAUAAGUCAAGUGAAAAACAUUUUUUUUUAAUAAAAUUUCUUUCAUCAAGCAUAA
This is a messenger RNA of Neocloeon triangulifer, 1256 nucleotides long. Its product is annotated as S-adenosylmethionine mitochondrial carrier protein homolog. Gene Ontology annotation, cellular component: mitochondrial inner membrane. NCBI's taxonomy places the organism in Eukaryota, Metazoa, Arthropoda, Insecta, Ephemeroptera, Baetidae. Bases 151 to 966 code for a protein of 271 amino acids. Gene Ontology annotation, biological process: transmembrane transport. The transcript is spliced from 7 exons. Gene Ontology annotation, molecular function: S-adenosyl-L-methionine transmembrane transporter activity. The record is from RefSeq and is a predicted model, not a curated record.